Anopheles maculipalpis is the source of this 1050-nucleotide messenger RNA. RefSeq names its product oocyte zinc finger protein XlCOF26-like. Bases 1 to 1050 code for a protein of 349 amino acids. Lineage: Eukaryota; Metazoa; Arthropoda; Insecta; Diptera; Culicidae. The transcript is spliced from 3 exons. The record is from RefSeq and is a predicted model, not a curated record. Gene Ontology annotation, cellular component: nucleus.
AUGGUGUUCGAGGACGAUUGCGAGGUAAAACGCCAAACAGGAAGCUACACACAAACUGACCAGUACGAGCUAGAAGUGAAACGAUACAAAGUUAGUGAUCAUAGCGGCUAUACAGCAUCGUUGGAGAAUAAUGUGCAGAAAAUCGAGUAUCUAGAGAAAGACGAGGAUUUAUCCGUUUGUAGUGGUGGUAGUUAUCAUGGUUCAGAAUUUGAAGUUAAACUAGAGAUAGACGAGAAACUCGCCGAAAACAACGUAUUAGAACGUGAUGUAAAACGAGAUCUUCUAGCCAAUGUAAACGAUGAUUCUGAUGAAGAGAAUGAACAACAGUCUCAAAUGAAAAAUGAAUUUUUGGUACAGGAUCCUUUAAAUAAUUUAAACCAAACAGCUGAACAUGACGAUAUUUCCAAUCGGGACAAGUUUGAUAGAAACAAAAAACCCGUCAAUAAGGUCGACAGAAAGCAACUAUGUCCCAUCUGUGGGAAGCUGGUGUACGACCUGACGGACCACAAACUAGCACACACGAACGAGAAAAAGUUUACCUGUCCGCAUUGUUCAAUGGCCUACCGUCGUAAAGCAUAUUUGAAAUUUCACAUCGAAUCGGUACACCAAAAGAAGGUGGUUAGAACAUGUGACCUGUGUAAGCUGAAUUUCGCUUACAAAACUGGCUAUGAUGCUCACAUGCGAGCUCGACACAACAUUGGCAAAUGGUACGAAUGUAAACUAUGCAACCAAAAGUUUCGUCAUCCGGGUGGCUUGCGGAACCACAACAAUCGUAAGCACAAUGACGAAAGUAAUUGCGAGUGUCCUGUGUGUGGCGCAAAGUUUCUAGACAAAAUGGGAUUACGGAAUCAUAGCAGAGUGCACUCGAGCGAAAAAAAGUUUGCCUGUAAAUAUUGCCACAAACGCUUCCGAAGUCCUAAUGCACAUAAGGGACAUGAGCUAACCCAUUUGGGCGUUACUUUUCAAUGCCCUCACUGUCCGAAGUCUUAUCGUUACAAGCAAAAUCUCAAAAUACAUUUGUUGAAACAUGGCGGAAAAGAAAGUGGUUAG